GCCAGGCAGGAAAUAUUUUAGCGCGUUGCGACGCCAGUGAAAAAACGAAAAUCACAGUCCUCGUGGUGGCUUGUAAAUCGGGAACUGUUGGAGCCCUAUAAAAUUAAGGAUAAUCUGAUCCUGGACAGCGUGCAGCCAUGUCGCAUCACUACGUGGUGACGGCGCAAAAGCCGACGGCAGUUGUUGCCUGUUUAACUGGCAAUUUUACUUCGCCCACGGAUCUUAAUCUCAUCAUUGCCCGAAAUAAUCAGGUGGAAAUUGACCUUGUUACGCCAGAGGGACUGCGUCCACUGAAAGAGAUCAACAUCAAUGGUACCAUUGCCGUAAUGCGGCACUUCCGUCCGCCAGAUAGCAACAAAGAUCUGCUCUUUAUUCUGACGCGUCGCUACAACGUUAUGAUCCUGGAGGCCCGCAUGGUCAACGAUGUCAUCACGGUGGUCACCAAGGCUAACGGGAAUGUGUCUGACUCGGCUGGGAUUCCCUCGGAGGGAGGAGUUAUCGCCGCCAUUGAUCCAAAAGCAAGAGUCAUUGGAAUGUGCUUAUACCAGGGUCUAUUUACUAUUAUCCCAAUGGAUAAGGAAGCCAGCGAACUUAAGGCCACCAAUUUAAGAAUGGAUGAGCUGAACGUAUACGAUGUGGAGUUUCUGCAUGGCUGCCUCAAUCCAACCGUCAUAGUAAUACACAAGGACAAUGACGGCAGGCACGUUAAGUCGCACGAGAUAAAUCUGCGCGAGAAGGAGUUCAUGAAAAUCGCCUGGAAACAGGACAAUGUGGAAACAGAAGCCACUAUGCUGAUCCCGGUGCCUUCUCCAAUCGGCGGAGUGAUCGUAAUUGGGCGCGAAUCGAUUAUGUAUCACGAUGGAAGCAACUAUCAUGCGGUUGCACCGCUCACCUUCCGCCAAAGCACCAUUAACUGCUACGCCCGUGUGAGCAGCAAUGGACAGCGCUAUCUACUGGGUAAUAUGGAUGGCCAACUGUACAUGCUGUUUCUGGGCACCUCAGAAACGGCCAAGGGAGUGACUGUCAAGGACAUAAAGGUUGAGCAGUUGGGCGAAAUCUCUAUACCAGAGUGCAUUACUUACCUGGACAAUGGAUUCCUUUAUAUUGGAGCUCGUCAUGGAGAUUCACAAUUGGUGCGUCUAAAUUCAGAGGCGAUCGACGGUUCUUAUGUUGUGCCCGUUGAGAAUUUCACCAAUCUGGCUCCGAUUCUGGACAUUGCAGUGGUGGAUCUGGAUCGUCAGGGUCAAGGCCAGAUCAUCACUUGCUCGGGAAGCUUUAAGGAUGGAUCCUUGCGUAUUAUUCGCAUUGGCAUUGGCAUACAAGAGCAUGCCUGCAUCGAUCUUCCUGGAAUCAAAGGCAUGUGGUCAUUAAAAGUGGGAGUUGAUGAGAGUCCAUAUGAGAAUACUCUGGUACUGGCAUUUGUGGGACACACCAGAAUUCUAACCCUUUCUGGCGAAGAGGUUGAGGAGACUGAUAUUCCCGGAUUUGCUAGCGAUCUACAGACGUUCCUUUGUUCAAAUGUGGAUUUUGAUCAGUUGAUUCAAGUAACAUCGGACAGUGUUCGCUUAGUAAGUAGUGCCACGAAAGCCUUAGUGGCCGAGUGGCGUCCACAAGGCGAUCGUUCUAUUGGCGUUGUAUCCUGCAAUACAACGCAAAUUGUUGUUGCCUCCGCAUGCGACAUAUUCUACAUCGUUAUUGAAGAUGGAAGCCUAAAGGAGCAGUCUCGAAGGACUUUGGCAUACGAGGUGGCCUGUUUGGACAUCACUCCAUUGGAUGAAACGCAAAAGAAGUCAGAUUUAGUGGCUGUGGGGUUAUGGACAGAUAUAUCUGCUGUGAUCCUGUCCCUACCUAAUCUAGAGACCAUUUAUACUGAGAAAUUAAGCGGAGAAAUCAUUCCCCGAUCUAUCCUGAUGACAACCUUUGAGGGAAUCCAUUAUCUUCUUUGUGCUUUGGGCGAUGGCUCCAUGUAUUACUUUAUCAUGGACCAGACUACUGGGCAACUGACGGAUAAGAAAAAGGUUACUCUGGGUACGCAACCAACCACGCUGCGAACCUUCCGGUCACUGUCCACCACUAAUGUCUUUGCCUGCUCCGAUCGUCCCACUGUGAUUUACUCUUCAAAUCACAAGUUGGUGUUCUCAAAUGUGAACUUGAAGGAGGUGAACCACAUGUGCUCGCUGAAUGCACAGGCCUAUCCGGAUAGCUUGGCUUUGGCCAAUAAAAACGCUGUUAUUCUGGGCACCAUCGAUGAGAUUCAGAAGCUGCAUAUUCGAACAGUGCCGCUGGGCGAGGGACCACGACGAAUUGCCUACCAAGAGGCUUCACAGACGUUUGCUGUAUCUACGCUACGUGUUGAUGUUCAUGGAAGAGGCGGAGCUAAACCUGUGCGGAAUAGUGCCUCCACUCAGGCCCAAAAUAUAACGUGUAGCUCGAAUUUCUUGCCCAAACCUGGUGGUGGAAAUUCCACGGCUGCCAAUGCGGAAGUGGGACAAGAGAUCGAUGUAUACAACCUCUUGGUCAUCGAUCAAAACACGUUCGAGGUUCUUCAUGCUCAUCAAUUCGUAGCCCCCGAAACUAUAUCCUCGCUUAUGUCGGCCAAGUUGGGUGAUGAUCCCAAUACUUACUAUGUGGUGGCCACAUCACUGGUAAUUCCAGAAGAACCCGAACCGAAGGUGGGAAGGAUCAUUAUUUUCCACUACAACGACAAUAAGCUAACCCAAGUGGCCGAGACGAAGGUGGAUGGCACUUGCUAUGCCCUGGUUGAGUUCAAUGGCAAAGUUCUGGCCGGAAUUGGUAGCUUUGUUCGUUUAUAUGAGUGGACCAAUGAGAAGGAGUUACGCAUGGAGUGCAACAUUCAAAACAUGAUUGCCGCCCUGUAUUUGAAGGCAAAGGGCGACUUUAUAUUAGUUGGUGACUUGAUGCGAUCCAUUACACUGUUGCAGCACAAGCAGAUGGAGGGGAUCUUUGUCGAAAUUGCCCGCGAUUGUGAACCCAAGUGGAUGCGAGCUGUUGAGAUUUUAGAUGAUGAUACGUUCCUGGGAUCCGAGACGAAUGGAAAUCUGUUUGUGUGCCAAAAGGAUAGUGCCGCCACAACAGACGAGGAACGUCAGUUGCUGCCAGAGCUGGCCCGUUUCCAUUUGGGUGACACAGUUAAUGUUUUCCGCCACGGAUCCCUGGUGAUGCAGAAUGUGGGUGAGCGAACCACGCCAAUUAACGGAUGUGUACUAUACGGGACAUGCAAUGGAGCCAUUGGCAUUGUAACCCAGAUACCGCAGGACUUUUAUGAUUUCUUGCACGGGCUGGAGGAGCGGCUCAAGAAAAUCAUCAAGUCGGUUGGCAAGAUUGAGCAUACUUAUUACCGCAAUUUCCAAAUCAAUACCAAAGUGGAGCCUAGCGAGGGAUUCAUCGAUGGGGAUCUGAUUGAGAGCUUUUUGGACUUAAGUCGAGACAAAAUGCGAGAUGCCGUUCAGGGAUUGGAGAUAACAUUGAAUGGUGAGCGAAAGGGUGCGGAUGUGGAAGAUGUCAUCAAGAUCGUUGAGGACCUCACACGCAUGCAUUGAGGCCUUAUGGUCAAUUGUAUAUAAGUAUUGGAAGAUGAUCUAUCUCGAUGCGAAUUAUUUGAAUGUACAUGAAACUUCGAUACCAUGUAUCCCGCUUAACCCCAUAACUUCUUCCUACUCGAAACUCUCCGUGCUAGAUGCUACGACUGUCGUUCACACGAUGUUUCUCGAGUUCCUGGUUUGUGUUUGCUCGUAAAAAAUAUUGACAAUGUAGCAAAAAAAAAUUGUUUUAAGUGCGCCGCACGCGCUCUUUCAAAGAUGCGCCACAGUCACGCAUUAAUUUAAUAAAAAAAAUUUAAAUAAAAUUGAUGGGUUUUAUAAGGCUAAUUCAGUCUUACUAGACUUGCAUUUACUAGU
Drosophila eugracilis is the source of this 3917-nucleotide messenger RNA. It is a transcript of the gene pic, whose product is annotated as DNA damage-binding protein 1. Gene Ontology annotation, biological process: proteasome-mediated ubiquitin-dependent protein catabolic process; DNA repair. Lineage: Eukaryota; Metazoa; Arthropoda; Insecta; Diptera; Drosophilidae. Gene Ontology annotation, cellular component: site of double-strand break; nucleus. The record is from RefSeq and is a predicted model, not a curated record. Gene Ontology annotation, molecular function: nucleic acid binding; protein binding.